Cimex lectularius (bed bug) is the source of this 4109-nucleotide messenger RNA. RefSeq names its product protein Skeletor, isoforms B/C (gene Skeletor). The record is from RefSeq and is a predicted model, not a curated record. The coding region runs from base 17 to 3838 and encodes 1273 amino acids. Lineage: Eukaryota; Metazoa; Arthropoda; Insecta; Hemiptera; Cimicidae. The transcript is spliced from 15 exons.
UAGCCGUACAGCGAGGAUGGUGUCAGUAGCCAUGAUGCCACCACUGACGGCGCUCCUUCUAGGCGUCAUAUCCCUCACGACGACUAUCCAUGGUACUGAGGGAGCAGUCGAAUACUAUGGAAAGUUUCUAGGACAUCUUUCCCGGCUGAUGCACUCUGUCAGCGGGGAUGUCUACGCCGUCGACGUAAGGACUUUACAUAUUAGAGAUUUCACAUACGACGGAGCAGGGCCAGCUGCAUUUUUCUACGCUGGAAACAGCAAAACUGUCGGUCCUGGAGGAUUCAGAGUGCGAGACGAAACAGGAUCGGAGAGAGUUUUGAAAAGCUACAACAAGAAACACAUUACGGUAACUCUUCCGGACGGUAAAACACUGAACAACAUCAAAUGGUUUUCUGUGUGGUGCGACGAAUUCCAAGUGAACUUCGGAUCCAUACAAAUACCUCCUGGCCUCGACUACCCGAAGCCGCAGAAAAUCGGCCAUCUGGCCGGGGUCCACGCAGUCUCCUCUGAAAACAUAGUCGUCGUCGACGCGCAGACACUUCUCAUCCCAUCGUUCUCGUACGAUGGCGAAGCGCCAGAUGCCAAAUUCUGGGUCGGAAGGGGGCCCAACCCGAGCCCUCAGGGGAUAAGGAUUCCAGACGAAAACGGAAAAAUCACUCCUUUGAGAAAGUACGUGAGAAAGACGAUAGUGCUGACCCUCCCAGGUGACCUGACCGUCUUCGACAUCGGUCACUUCGGCGUCUGGUGCGAGGCGUUCACGGUCGACUUCGGCCACAUCCAGAUACCUUCGGGUCUCAACGUGCCACCUUCGCUCAAAAUGCUCGGCGUCUCGCCGCAGUCGAAGCUCAACUGUGAAGUUUUAAGCGACGAUUUGGCCUACGAAGUCCGUUGGGCUAUCGCAGGCGACAGCGUCGUUAUCCAGCUUGUCGCCAAAUUAGAAGAUGGUGAAUACAUGUCUUUCGGUCUUUCUGGAGAGGAAGAUCAUAGUGCUAUGGUUGGUGGGGAUGUCGUUGUCGCUUGGGUUGAUCAAAACUCACUCAACGGUUACGCUCAUGACUAUUACUUAGAUGCCAAAUCUCAGUGUGCUGGCACAAGAGGCAGCUGUCCUGAUUAUGUGAUAGAGCCAAACACAGAAAAUGUUAGAUUAUUGAAUGCAGCUUUGGUAAAUGGCUACUCCAUUGUGACAUAUCAGAGGCCUUUGAAAGCACAUGACGGGCUUGACCGACCAAUAUUGACUACAAAAAGCCAGCCAGUUAUAUGGGCUGUUGGUCCAUUAAACAGUAAACUUGAAGUGUCGUACCAUUCAGUGACUUCGAAAGGCGAUGUAUUCCUUGACUUUGGUCGCCCACCAAAGUGGAAUUGUCCGAUUCCUGAAUCGGACCAUACUGCAGAAAGUUCUAAUGUUGAAAAUAUAUCCAACCUUCCAGUAGUAUCAAGAAAACCUCAGGUCACGACAGAAGUUGCUUCAACUUAUAAAACACCACCACCACCGUCGCCAGUGCCUCCACUAAAGAAUGGAGCAUGGGUGAUUCCCCCAAUUCAGUGCAAUGAACCAGACGAUGGCGUUUUCUAUGCACAAAUGGGUCCUGCAGGAGGAAAAAGAGGAUAUCCUGCCAUAACUGGUCACGUCGGCUGGGGAAUAGCUUAUUACAUAAAUGGCCUUCUCAUCCCUGAAAUACAUGUUGUAAGAGGUAAAACAUACAAUUUCGUUGUUGAAGGCGGAACAGAAUCAUCUGUCCCAGCUAAAUUCCAUCCAAUGUACAUUACCGAUGACCCGAUCGGAGGGUAUCAACAUAAGACUCCUGAAGAAAGAAGGAAAGUAAAUAUUUAUGCCGGUGCUGAAUUAAACAAAAAAGGUGAUGUGGUACCGACUGGAAUCGGUCGUCUUUGCAAUUGGACUCCUGAUCCCAACAAGCCUGAUGCAGGUGAUUUUGCCUCAUUUGGUGCAUAUCAAAGAACUCUCACACUUAUUUGUGAUAAUGGAGAGCCUGCGCUCAUUCAAUGGACACCUGAUAAGAACACUCCUGAUACAGUUUAUUACCAAUGCUUUAGUCAUAGAUACCUUGGAUGGAAGAUCCAUGUACAUGACAGAUGUGAUUUACCCCCUGCAGCUGGAUCAAACCCAGUACCAAGCAUUGCUCUUCCUGAUGAUGAACUUGUAGCAAAGCCAAGUAUAAUGGUGACAACAAGAGUUAAACCAGAUUUCCCUCCACAAACAAUUGCAGAUACCAACCUAAAAAAUGUUACAAAAAAUAGUUUCCCUUAUAAAAUAGUAAAACCGGCUUAUAAUAUAAAACGACCCAAUAUGUCAGAUGAUUAUGUGAUACCAGUUAGAGAAGAUGUCGAAGAUAUCCCAGAAACUACUACGGUGAAAUUGACAGUUCAAAAUGUAUCAAUGGAAAUCCCACAUGCAAUGCCGUUAAUGAAGGGCCCACCAGUCAGAAACGGUCUCAUAAGGCCAGUGAAUAGGAGGCCGAUGAUUGUCGUCCGUAGACCAGUACAGCAAAUGAUGAAACCUCAUUCUCCACACCUUGGUGGAAGACCUAUUAUGAUGCACCAUGCUGCCUCUCAGGCUAGACCAGUGAUAAUUAAAAAACCAGUUAUCAGACAUCCCCAGAGACCAGUUAUGAUGCACCCCAACCAUUUCCAAAGACCUAUCAUUGGUGCAAUGCCUGUGGUACCACAAAAUCCGAUUAUGCCUCCUUCAAGACCAAUGGCACCUGCUCAAGCACCACACCCAAAACCGAUUUAUGUCCACAAAUUUAAGAAACCACUUCCUUCUCAUGUUACACCUUCUCCAGAAAAAACAAAGCAUAAGAUGCAUCCAUCACAAAUGAUAAGUCAAAGUGCUGAAGAUCAAACCACUCGUCUUCCCAUAGCAGUUAAUACAGGUUUUAAUCCUGGUUCUUUAGUAAUCGAAAGUGGUUUCAAACCUAUAAUCCAAACCCCACAAGCAGUUGCAGAAGAAAGAGUUUCAGAAGUUGACUAUGACGAUGAUGGAAAUGAAGGUGUUAUCAAUGUUGAAAAUACUGAUGGACAGAAAUCCCAAACAGAAAUGUUUGAGCCUAUGUUUAUUCCAAGCCCAUUAGACAGUAAUAUCAAGCAUAUCAAGAAAGCUACAACCGAACCUCUUAAAAAAAUUCGUAAACCUUACAGACCCGUAGUUGUAAGAAGACCUAUUUACAAUGAUGUGCCAUUAUUUAGAUCAGAACCUGAUGAUGAAACACCAAUGGGAAAUGAAAACUCUAAAACCUUUUAUGUCUCUCCAAAUCAUCAACCUAGUUAUGAUGGUAAACAAAUGACAGAAGAAACUGUUCCAGCCUUACCACCAAAUCACAAGUUAAACUCUAGAGGUUCUGAACAAUUGGAGAAGACAGCACAAUAUGUACCUUUCAAGGGAGAAGAUUCACCAACUACAAAACAUUCUGAAAAUGUUCCCCAGAGUGAAGAAGAUAGCAAUCCUUAUGCACUACCUCUAAAAUCAGAAGACAGCAAACAAAGAGGAAAUGACACGACAACGAAGUUGACAUCGGCGAGGCAAGAGCCUCAGCCAGAAGCAGCAGAAGUUGAAGUAGUUACAGCGAGUGUGAUUGAGGAAGAGGACAAAGAACUUAAUGAAUCAGAAAAAGUAGAAAAUAUCAACAGAGAAAAACGUUCCGCACGCCAUGAAGGACAUGACCAUGACCACGAUCAUGACCAUGACCACUCUAUGCAUGACCACUCCAUGCAUGAUCAUUCUGCCCAUGAACACAUGAAUCAAAAUAAGAACUAUGCCACUACUGUAAUACCAUUCUUGUCUUUGUACCUUCUUUGUUUGUCUUUACUGAAAUUAUGUUAGUACGAUCAGACAUUUCUAAACACUAUUGUACAAAUUACUUUCUAUUUGUGUUCUGAUUUGUGAUCUUACAAACCUUUGUUUUGCCAAAUUAAUUACUACAACUUUUAAUUUGUAAAUAAAUCACACAAUUGUUUAUUAAUUAAGCUGUUUGUGUUACCAAAUGGCAGAAAAUUUGAACGAUUCGAUGGAUAACAAUUUUUCUACAAUGACUUUUUGAUGUUGAAUUAAAAUUAAUUUUUAAUUUAAAAUAUAACCGCUUUUGUAAAUAAAA